Molecule: messenger RNA, 1638 nt
Organism: Trichosurus vulpecula (common brushtail)
Lineage: Eukaryota; Metazoa; Chordata; Mammalia; Diprotodontia; Phalangeridae
Product: poly(U)-binding-splicing factor PUF60-like
Biological process (GO): mRNA splice site recognition; regulation of alternative mRNA splicing, via spliceosome; alternative mRNA splicing, via spliceosome
Cellular component (GO): catalytic step 2 spliceosome; precatalytic spliceosome
Molecular function (GO): RNA binding
Source: RefSeq, a predicted model, not a curated record
AAGAUGGCGACGGCGACCAUUACUCUCCAGGUGAAUGGCCAGCAAGGAAGGGGGCCUGAGCCAUUGGCAGCAGGAGACAAGUGGAAAGCUCCACAGGGCACAGAUUCCAUCAAAAUGGAAAAUGGGCAGAACACAGCAGCAAAGCUGGGGCUGCCACCCCUCACACCUGAGCAGCAGAAGGCCAAGAAGUAUGCCAUGGAGCAGAGCAUCAACAGUGUGUUGGUGAAGCAAACCAUCGCCUACCAGCAGCAGCAGCUCACCAACCUCCAGAUGGCAGCUCAGAGGCAGAGGGCACUGGCAAUCAUGUGUCGGGUGUAUGUCGGCUCCAUCUACUAUGAGUUGGGAGAAGACACCAUCCGCCAGGCCUUUGCCCUUUUCGGGUCUAUCAAGAGCAUAGACAUGUCCUGGGAUUCAGUCACCAUGAAACACAAGGGUUUUGCCUUUGUGGAAUAUGAGGUGCCAGAAGCAGUGCAGCUGGCCUUGGAACAGAUGAACUCUGUGAUGCUAGGAGGAAGGAAUAUUAAGGUGGGUAGGCCCAGUAACAUCGGACAGGCCCAGCCCAUCACUGACCAGCUGGCUGAAGAAGCCAGAGCCUUUAACCGCAUCUACGUGGCCUCAGCGCACCAGGACCUCUCAGAUGAUGACAUCAAGAGUGUGUUUGAGGCCUUCGGCAAGAUCAAGUCACGUACUUUGGCCUGGGACCCAACCACAGGCAAACACAAGGGCUAUGGCUUCAUCGAAUAUGAAAAGGCCCAGUCAUCCCAGGAUGCUGUCUCAUCCAUGAAUCUCUUUGACCUGGGGGGCCAGUACCUUUGGGUAGGCAAGGCAGUUACACCACCUAUGCCCCCUGGGGGCCUUCCACCUGCAGCUGCUGUAGCCGCUGCUGCUACAACAGCCAAGAUCACUGCUCAGGAAGCAGUGGCUGGUGCAGCUGUUCUGGGCACACCAGCACUGACUCUGGCCCAGCCACUAGGGGCUCUACCACAAGCUGUCAUGGCAGCCCAGGCCCCUGGAGUCAUCACAGGUGUGACCCCUGCAAGAUCCCCCAUCCCUGUCACCAUUCCUUCUGUGGGGGUGGUGAACCCCAUCCUGGCAAGCCCUCCAACACUAGGCCUCUUGGAGCCCAAGAAGGAGAAGGAAGAGGAGGAAUCGUUCCCCGAGUCAGAGCGGCCAGAGAUGCUAAGUGAGCAGGAGCACAUGAGCAUUUCAGGCAGUAGUGCCCGCCACAUGGUCAUGCAAAAGCUGCUGCAGAAGCAGGAGUCCACAGUGAUGGUUCUACGCAACAUGGUAGACCCCAAAGACAUUGAUGAUGACUUGGAGGGAGAAGUGACAGAGGAGUGUGACAAAUUUGGGGCUGUCAACCGUGUCAUCAUCUACAAGGAAAAGCAGGGUGAGGAGGACGCUGAAAUUAUAGUCAAGAUCUUUGUGGAGUUCUCCAUGGCCUCAGAGACACACAAGGCUAUUCAGGCCCUCAAUGGGCAUUGGUUUGCUGGCCGAAAGGUGGUGCCUGAGGUCUAUGACCAAGAGCGCUUUGACAGUAGUGACCUGUCUGCGUGACCUCGGCCUUGCUUCUCCCCAACCUCCCACAGACUUGAAUUUUCCUCUUGUCUCUCCCCUCCAGUUUGUGUAGAAAGAUAU